AUGCGACACUGUCAAAAUGGCGGAAAAACACUGCGCCCGGAAAAACUGGCGAUGCACUAUAGAACGAGCAGAAAAGUUUAUUUCCUCGCAAUAUUUUUCUGACAUCAACUUGUACAGCAGGUAUGUACUUGUCACGUCCACUGCCACUGCAUCAAACAUUGAUUCAAAUGCAGAUUCAUCUUUGUUACAUGUAUGCCACAUCACCAUUCGGUCAGUUGCUCCGAAAACGUCGAUCAUGAAAGUGCAAGAAAUGUAAAAUUAUGUGGAAAGAGAGAGAGAGAGAGUCAAACAAGAAAUCCCCUGUGUUUUCAGUCUUUUCCUAGUUAAUGCUAAGACACCAGCAACUUUUGGCUGUUUAUCGGAGAACAAAAGAAUUUUACAGCUGAUUUCAGUGCAGCGUUUUCAGACAUAAUUCGACCGAGAGGUUACAAAGCAGUAGAGAAUUCUACUGGAAUCAAAGCACACAAUCUGAAAUUUACUUUGAUGAUUAUAGCUUGAAUGUUUCUCUCGUAAUUCAGAAAAAGAGGACCGUGAUUCUCCUUUUCAGACAAAAAUCGCAAUGCAUGUUAUCGCGCGUGUGGACGGCUCUUUUCUUGACCUUUUUAUUAGGCUUCUAACUUGAUCUUUAAAGAAAUAUAGACCUUGUUUGGUACGGUUUUGGGGGCCAUCUUGAUAUACGUAGACAAACUUAAAUAAGGUAUAUCACUUUCUUUGUAUAUCAGAAUCUAAUUUGAAUUUCCGUUAUAAAGCAAAACGGCUGUUUUGGGUCUAUUUGGAUGAAUUUUCAAACCAAAGCGUCAUUUUGGGAUUUUUUAUUGGUAAAAUUGAGGGCACUACAUUCACCCUGAACACCUAGGACCACUUUUUUUGGAUUUCUUGGCGAUAGGCAAAGUCUGUAAAGAAAUUACAGAAGUCCCACGAAAAAGAUUACAGACAAAUAUAUGGAAAAUCUAAAGCAAGCCUCUGGAGAAAUUUAAGCACAGGUAAGCCUCCAAAAUUUUUUCAGACAAUCCUUUGUGUUGCAGCUUUAGUUUACUGAUAUUUUUUCAGAACACCCGUCUUACAGAAAUAAAUUCGAAACUAGAUUCUCAUACAAACACUGUAAUUUCUCACGGGUUUGCCUUCUCGUCAAGAUGGCAUCGAAAACCGUGACAAGGUCUAUUAUAUUUUACCCUUUUUGAAUGAAAACAAAUGUUGUUUUCUAUUAGUUAAGGUUUUCUUAACGUGAGCUCAUUAGAGUCAUAGGUUGAGGACCAUACUCCACUUGCACAUUUCCCAUAAUGCACCUUAUAUUACCCCCCCAAAAAAAAAAAAAAAAAAAUUUGCAUAACCUUUGUUUUUUAUUUCUCUUGGGCAUUACAACUGUCCCAGGAGAAAUUGAAAACAAUGCUUAUUCAAAAUUUUGGGGGGCAAAUAAGGCACAUUAUGGGAGAUGUACAAGUGGAGCAUGAUAUUUUUCUGGGGUUGACAAAUAUUAAACUUUCUAGCAAAUUCUUUCACAACAGCAGACUGAUCAAUUUAUCUGUUGACUUUUUCUACAAAAUGUCAAGUCUUCCUGUUAUGUUUUAAUUAUGCAGAUUCUAAGUAAGGAUGAAAAGAUACUAAAUUCAGGAAAUACAAAUUUGCCUCCCUGUUAACUAAAUUUACAUCACUGCAGUUACAUGUAGAUUGUGUGCAUUCACCAACACCAAAAUACCGAAACCUUGUCAAACAGAAGAAGACUAAACGAUAAAACAUCGGACUAUAUUUUCUAUUGCUUUCCAUAGUAUUGAUAAUAUUUCGUCUACUGUGAAAUUGGCUACAGAAAUACAUUGGCAAUUGAACUCCAGGUUUAUCUCUUUUUAUCAUUCUGUAUCCUGUCACCACUUUCCAUGCAAUAAAGCUUUCCUCUUCAAGUGAAACACAUUUGUCAGGAUUCUAGCUUUGUUACACUUGUGUCUUUUGGUGAUAAGCUUUCCUUGCCAGCCAGAUGAUAUGUUUCUCUCACUGUUUCGGAUCCCAUGGCAGAAUUCUCGCCUGCCUUUAUUUUUGCAACCGUUUAUGUACUGCGAAGCUGUACAUCACAUGAUUGGUGUCAAAUCAUGACAGGUCAAAUCAUAACCGUUGAAUCAUGUCUGAAAAUCCGGAUCUAUACAUAACAAUGAAAUCAGCUGUAAGCAAGGCUACAUUCACACAAAGCCAUUGGAAGCCCCCUCCCCUACAAAAAAAUUGGGGAGAGACGUAUAUGUGAAUUGCAGUCAUUAAUAGUGUUCUGGUAUACAUUUGCAUAAAUUAUAUGAAAUGCCAAACCAUCCAUCCAAAGUACUAUGAAUGAUUAUAUGUUAGGACAAUCAAUAAUAAUAUUAUUAGACAAGUACAAGUACUAAUUAAAUAACAUACUGGAUGUUCUUGUUGUAGAUUGUACCCUAAGAAGCUGUCAGUGAGUUCACUUACCCACUUCGCUGCUCCUGGUAGAGCCACGUACAAUGAGGCUAUCAGGGAAAAAUUUGUGGAAACUCAAGUUGGAUGCAAUUUUGGUCCAACGUAAGAUUGCACUUCUAAUCAUGAGACAGUAUUCUAAAAAGCUAAAUUUUAGUGAAGUCCUGAAGACAUAAUUUUUAGUUCACAAGCCAUAAUUAGUGCUCUGUCAAAGCACCUUGAUGGGUACUCAUUAUAUAUCUAUAGACAUUUUCAUCCUGUACUUAAGAUUAUGCAUGCAAGUAUACAUUUGGGAAGUAGAUAUCUGAUUUACCAUGCAUGUAAUAUUGCUGAAAUCUUUAUCAGGUGGUCCACACAUUGGUUCAAAGUUAUUAUCCACAUUCCAGAAGAAUGGAAGGGAGAAGAAGUGCACUUUAGAUGGAAUUCUGCUUCAGAGGCCAUGGUGAUUAUAUAUUAUAUACUUUUAUUAUAAAUCAAAGUUUACAGAUCUUUAUAUCCACAAUGCAAUAUGUGAUUGAUUCUUACAACAUUAAAUCCUCACUGUUUUUGUACCCAGUUGAACUCUGAUAGUACGCUAUCAAACUCUGAUAAGAUAAAGAAUUGCCUUUGAACCAGGGUAGGUGUAGCUCAGUGGGUAGAGAGCUUGACUGCAGAGCCAGUUGAGGUUGCGGGUCUCAUUCCCAAAGCCAGACCAAUACUCAGGGUCUUAACAUAACUGAGAAAAUGUAGUGUCCCAGAGGCAGUUAGUACUAUUUUCGUGCAAAAUUUUAAUAUGCAUUGAUUGACACUCAAAUAAAGUGGCAUUUUAUUAAUUUCUCAAGUUCGUUUACCGCACCAACAUGUACCUUAUAUCGAUGUACAAUACCUUAUGGGUUCAUUUCCUCCAAAAAAAGGAAAAACACUGUUUUCUUUCCUUGAUGGCUGCAGGGAUUGCAGGCUAAUGCAUAUUACUAAAAACUGAAUCAUUGGAUAAUGUAACUCUUUUUUUUUUUUUUUAAUUUCUAUUUUCAAUUGCAAGGUACUUACUUACAAUACUUGCAGGCAAUGUAUGAUAUUAAAACUAACAGAACUAUUGGAUAAUGUUAUUGACAAUUCUAGAGCUCUGAUUAUACUUAGCCAAUCAAAACUUGUAUAUGAGAUAUUUACACCAUGCUCUCUUCAAAAAAUAAAUAAAUAAAUAAAUAAAAAACAGCUACUUGAGUUAGAACUACAGUUAACUAAAAUUUACCAUACUUCCCCCCCUUUUUUCUGUUUUUGAAGUAAUCCUUGAUAGGAUAAUGUAAUUCUAGAGCCUCAUUUUAUUCAUGGUAAACCAUUAAUUAUUCCAAAUAUGGUAACUGUAAACAUCUGCAAAAUUAAAAAAUUAAAACGGUUGUUUUUGCAAAUAAAGUCGGGAAGAAUUCUCAAUAUUUUGUGGGCCUUUUUAUUAAAAUAAUUAUUCCACUCGCACUUGUUGGAUAUGAGAUGAUUAUAGCCAACUCUGUGCUAUGCGCCUCAUUGGCUAUCUACCAUCUCAUAUCCAACGUGCACUUGUUGGAUAAUUGUUAAAUAGUUCCAGAGAACUGUAUUGAGCAUUAAAUUUUCCACAAUGUUUCUCUCCAUGAUUGUUUACGCUGUAGGUCUGGCAGGAUGGGAAACCAAGACAGGUAUUAAGAACAAUCUGAAAACAUUUUUUCAGAAACCAAUAAAUAAAAACACUGUUAAGUAAUACAUAAAAUUGAAGCCCCUGAUAUAUACUCUGUAAUCUUUAAAUUGAUGUUGCUGAGGAAUAUUUUAAAUGAGCUGACAAUACCUGAAGCCUUACUUUUCAGUAGCAAACUUCAUUCACAGCUUGAAUUCAGACUGUUCAUUUUUACAGUAGUUGCUGUGGUAAAAAUUUUCACCUUAUUUUAAUUUAAACUGUUUUUUUUUCUUAAUUCACAGCUGUCACUAAAAUUUUAGUUUGCUGGGUAUGUGGGUUAGUUUAACAGGAAAUUGAAAUUGAAACUUGGUUCUAACUUUUCUCUUGUUUCCUGUGAAAGAAGCCAAAUGUUGUGCUCACAGUAGCCAGGGAAAUGUUUGGCCCCUGGGCGGCCCUUAGUGACAGCCCUAUGAUAUUCAUUUAUUUUUUUUAAAUUUUUAUUGCAUUGUUUUUCGUAGUAAUAUGUUCUGUCACUAGUUGUGCUCAUAUUGUGGGUAGCGCCUCCAAAAAUGUUCUGCAGUUAUGUAAACCAUUUUUAGAUUUGCAUGCAGUUCACCCAUCCUGACUGAUGAACGGCUCCGGAGGGGGGAGGAGGGAUCUCAAUAUUCGAAGUGUAUGAAAGGGUAGGGUUAUCUGUCAUUUCGGUCAGUAAAAGGACCUACUUGGAUAGGUGCAUCUUUUGGCUUUGAAAAAGGCAAGAAAACUUUCCGGAGUUGUGAUUUAUUUUUAUUUAAAAGACAGUGCAUUUGCAGCAGUUAAAAGGGAUUCAACGUUGUAAACGAGUAUGUGGAAGAGGAACCAUUUGUCAAUAACAGGUAUACAAAAGGGUACCUUUCUGUCAAAAAUGGUAUACCAGUGGUAUAAAAGGGUAAGCCUCCCCGUAGAAAAUUUUGUUGAGUACCCCCUCUCCCCAGAGAACAGCUACCACAAUUAGAUAUUUGCAGGAGCAACAAUCGUUAAUAGUCUGUCCCAUUUCAAUUAUUAUUCAGAGGUAAUAUUUCCACUCAUUUAUUUAUUUUCCUUUAGGGUUUGACUGGUGCUGAUGGCCACCAACAAAGAACAGAUUAUGUACUCUCAGCUAAUGCCACUCCUGGAAGGUACUGUACUAAAAAAAAAAUACGGAGUCUAAGAUGUCAUGACGACUACGGCAACGAGAACGUCAAAAAAGCAAUAGAUUUUUAAUAGCUUAACAACAACUUGCACCGCACGUUUUGUUACAAGAGAGUUCGCCUACGUAUGACAAAGUGAGUAAACUGGGAUGAAUCAAAAAUGAUCGUGCUGACGUUUCAAAGAACGCAAAGUCUCUCUUCAGGUGAGGUUUUUGCCGGGUACCUGGUCACCUCGCCACAAAAUUAUCUCGCCAUCGGCAAAAUCGCCACCAAGAAUAAUGUAUCUUUAAUACUUUUCGAAAGUACAAGUCGAUGAUGACUUACAAACCCAGGGGGAGGGGGUUCUCCGGAUUUCAAGUGACGGGGAUGAUCGAAUGGGGGAAAAAGUCAAAACCCCAAAAAAUCCCUGGGACUUCUAACAAACCCAAAAUCUCCGGUAACAAAAUUUAACCCCCGAGCCUUAAAAAAAGCCGCAAAACAAGUUUGGUUGUGUUUUGUUCGCAGAACUUCGCGGACCGCGGAGGCACUACUAUGUGUCUUCAGAUUGUUUUGAACACCCCCUAAAAAUCCCUUCUUAACUCAACCCACCCAAAAAAAUAUUUGCUAAAUUUUCCUACCCCAAAAAAUCCUUCGAUCAUCCCCGUCACUUGAAAUCCGGAGUACCUCCCCACCCGCCCCGCCCCUGGGGCUUACACACUGCAUUGUUCCAAUGUUAAGGUACACUUUGUAUGUGGAAAUGGCUGCCAAUGGUAUGUUUGGUGCAGGGAAGGACGGCCUGAUAAAUGCGCCGGACCCCUCGCGCAAGUACACUCUCUCUAUGGCUGAGGUGGCUGUGUUUGACACCGCAUAUUAUCAAGUGUUAAUGGACCUUACUGUCAUCAUAGACCUGGCAAAGGUAUGUGAGGAAUCAUCAAAGUAGCUGAUAAUUAUCACUGCCUGAAAUGCCGGCUUUACUGUCCCUUGAUCAAGCCAUACUCAGUCAGGAUUUAUUUGUGUAUACUGGUCAUUACCCAGUCCGUUCAUAUUGGCGUCAGUUAAUAACAUCUCGCUUCAAACAUUUGGUACUUAAUACACUCGUAAUCAAGUUCUCGUCCGCUUGCUGAGUAAAACAUUGCCCGCGAUUUUGUACGCGCCAUCGUGUUUUUAAUUUCUUGGCCAAUCCAAAAUUUGCUAUAGCAAUGCCGUGUAUUAAAUAUCUGAAGGGUUCUCUUCGCUGUAACUUUAUUGAUCGCAAUGUUGCGAGAGAAAAUGCACCUUGUACCGGCACCUAUCUUAGUUACCAAUUGUAUAGCCCAGGGUUCCGUUUUCUCGCCCAACGCAAAUGACAAAUCAGUACAUUAGCCUUCGUUUAGCCUCAUCCCCUCAUCCCUUAGAAGGAACACAUCGUGACUGGAAUCUUCCUUUACGUUAUAUAACUCUUAAGCCUAGUUUUCACUAGCCCAUAAGCACAAGCGAAGGGCAUACGCACGCGCAGAAUGGCAUAUUUGACUCAAUUCUCGAUGCCAGCUCUCCUCAACCCGAUGAUAAACAAGAUGGCGGACGAAGCGUCCGCCAUAUUGCUUUUAAAGUGUGCGCAUGAGGUCUGGGUCAAAGUGACCUAUGAUUGGUCCACGGCCUUGUGCUUAUGCUUGUGCUAUGUCGACCCAGUUUUAACUAGUCAAAGCUACAACAUUAGCAUAACCACAAGCGCAAACUUGUCCGUUUUUCUUGUGCUUAUGCUUGUCGACCCAGGGUGCGUUCGAUUGGGAAAUGUAGAUUUAGAUUUUGAAAAUCCGGAUUUCGAAUUUGCAAUCAAACGCGAAAUCCGAAAACGGAUUUCAACGCUGAGAUAUCUGUUUCGGAUUUUCAUUUUUACCGUUCGAUUGGGAAAUCCGAAAAAGGAUUUGAAAAACUGUCCUAAGAACAAAUCCGGAUUUAGAUUUUGAAAAUCUAAAUCGGAUUUCCCAAUCGAACGCACCCCCAGUUUUCACUUGCUUACACAUGUGCUUGUCCUUAUGCUUAUGCUUACGCGCUAGUGAAAACCAGACUUUAGGGCUCUAUACUAGCGUAACUUAUUUAGAAUUAUCAUUUUUGAACAGAAUCUCUCACAAGAAAAUCCCAGAGCAUUUCAAGCUCUUUACACUGCAAAUGACAUUGUGAAUGCAUGUCAGGACCUGUCAGAUAGAACGUCGUUGCAAAGGUGAUGUUAUGGAGUAGUUACUAAAUUGAUGAUUGCGCGAUACAUCGAAAAAAUUGCCCGUGCUUAUCUGUUCUCCUUGCAGGGAGAUUUUCGCAUGUGUUUCCUUGUUCUCUUUCUCGAAUUGUGUGCACACGGGAUAUCUUUAACUAAGUUAUUGCGAAGAUUUAACCGAUAGAUGUAAAAUUGCAUGGACUGUAGCGCUACUAUUAAUAGUACUGCUCAUUUUUAAGUGCCCCUUCUUCGUAAUAGGCUCAUUUCUCCUUUAGUUAUAUGCUGAUGCGUCAGAGGCAUUUUCCUCUUCUGAGAGGUGGUGAAUCCCUAACAAGUAUGAAACGUGCGUUAGUAGCACAGGUUACUCUGAAAAGAAUUUCUGAGCACUCUAAAAAGAAAUCGUCCCUACGUUUGUCGCGUAGUCUUGUUAAGAUCUCAUAAAAUAGUGUGUUUGUUUGAGCGUCUUCUGAGUUAUCUUAAUCUAGAAUACGGACUCUUUUUACAAAGGCAUCUUUUUUUUUUGUCCGGUUCCAGGGCGCACGAAAUAGCCGACAGAUUCUUUAAACAAGCAAACGGAGAUUCUCAACACCAGGUCCACGCUGUUGGAAAUUGUCACAUCGAUUGUGGUAUGGUUAUUUUAAACGAACAACAAUAUCAAAUUCUGUUCUAUGCACAUCUAUUUAUCCAUCCAUCCCUCUGUUCGUCCCCUUGUCCGCCGACCUGUCCGUCCGUCUGUCAGCCCGUCUGUCUGUCCGUCCGUCCGCCUGUCUGACUAUAUGUCCAUCUGUCCGCCUAUUCGUCCGUUUGUCUUUCUGUCUGCCUUUCCUUCCCCCUGUCCGUCUGUCCAUGCGCAGUUUCUUCCAUCUGUCCUUCUCCCUAGCCUUAAGUCCUUGCAUUCCUCCGUCCACCUGUCCCUCCAUCUUUACACCAUCCUACUGUCCGCCUGUCCAUCCAUUUGUCCCUUCGUCCGUCCGUCCCUCCAUCCGUUCAUCUGUUUGUUUGUCUGUCCAUCUGCCCAUCCCUCCGUUGCCCUGUUUGUCCACCCGUCUGUCCGUGUGCCUUUCCGUACGUCCAUCUGCCCGCCUUUUCGUGCGUCCGUUCCGUCCAUUCAUUCCUCCAUCUGUUUGUUUGUCCGUCCGUCCCUCUGCCCUUCCGUCCACUCGUCGAUUCGCCUUUUUGUCCCUUCGUUUGUCCGUCAUCCCUUCAUUCCGUUCAUCUAUUCGUCCGUCCAUCCACCCGUCCGUCCAUCUGUUCGUUUCUCGAUUUAUCUGUCUAUCUGUCUCCCUAUCUAUUGAUCAAUUAACGUACUUAGUUUUUUUUAGUUACGUAUUCUUACUAUUUUUAAAGCCUGGCUGUGGCCUAUUGCCGAGACCAUCAGAAAGUGUGGUCGCAGUUUUGCAACAGCUGUGAGGUUGAUGGAGAAAUACCCUGACUUCAAAUUCGUGUGCUCACAGGUUUGUUCAUUCUCUGUUGUCUCGGUUUAAGGUUGGUAUCAGUCUUUCUACCACAGCCGAAGAACAUGCUAGUGAAUAUAUGAUUCUGCCCACGUAACCCAGAAUUCGAAAACCUACAAUAUGACCUACAGCAAAAAGAAUGAGAGACCGAGAAAGAGAUUUGGGGACAGCCCAGUCCAAAGUAAAAUCUUGUUAUUUAAAAAACUUUAACUUCUUUACAAGCCUCUGUUAAAAUAAUGUAGUGGGAUACAAUUUUGACUGCUGAGCUGCGAAGAGAAGCAGAAUGGUGGAUUCUGGAAUUUGGAACUUACAGGGUAAAACUGUUGAAAUUGAACACUGUUUAAAGAAAGCUAAUAACAUACUUAUGAUUAACGCACUUAAUGAAUGUACGUGUGUUAACUUUCGCUUUUGAAUAAUCACGUUUGCCUUAUCAACCAGGCUCAACAACUUGAGUGGGUCAAGCUUCACUAUCCAAGUCUCUUCGACGAAAUAAAAGCGUUUGCUGCUAAAGGACAAUUCAUACCUGUUGGAGGAACUUGGGUAGAAAUGGUAAGGAUAUAAGCGUCUUCAAAGAUAAUGACAUACAUUGGUGUAUAUCUACUGUGCUAAAUUCCCACCUACCCGAAAAAAGAGUAAAACGCAGACGCACUAUAAACUUUGUGACAGGCUCGCUUGUGAAUAGUUCCAUGAUUAGGGCUUGAGCCGUUUCUUGCAAUAUGUAUAUCCUUGCGCCUUUCACGAAGGUUAACCCAUCGAUUUAGAUCACACAUUCUUGAAUGUUUGAAAACAUGGUGAAAUGUGUCUAUUUUCGUCAUUCUUGAUUUUCGAGUUCGUGAUUUGUUUUAUUUUUUAUUAUUUUGAAGGAUGGCAAUAUACCAAGUGGCGAGUCAUUCAUUCGCCAGUUUUUAGUUGGACAAAAGUUUUUUCAGCAAGAAUUUGGGCAAGUUUGCCAAGAGGUAAAUUGAUUGACAACAGCGCUCGUAGAGACCUUCAAUAAAUGUAUUUUUUAAAGUGUAAGACGUACUCGUAUUUCUUAUUUUCUUAUUGCCUUCAGUUCUGGCUACCCGACACGUUUGGUUACUCGGCCCAGCUCCCUCAAAUCAUUCGCGGAGUAGGAAUGAAGUACUUUUUGACGAUGAAGCUAAGCUGGAGUCUCUUUAACAAAUUCCCCGUAAGUUGCCUUUUUGCUUCGUUUUAACGUUCUGUCAGACAGACAAAAGGCGUCAGCAUGGCCACCGAGGUGGGUGUGGCCUAGAAAGUGGCAUGGCCAAUAAUAUGCGCGUGUUGUAGUUGUAGGCCGGAAAGUUGGCCUAAUUAGAUGCUGGAUUCGCCAAGGAGGUAACGUUGGCAUGACAUGGUGACAUGCCCAGAAGAGGUGACAUGGCAAGGGUGCCGCUUGCAUGGCCUCUUCAUUUGAAUCAGUUGAAUACUCGCAGCCCGCAGUCCAAAAGUUCGGAGUUAUAGAGAUGUUUGGCCAUAUUUUUGCCUCUCACCGAUUCCCUCCUGGAAUCUAAAAAUAAUUACUUUCAGGUUUGGUGCCCCAAUUCGCACCGUUGCAAAAAUAAUUGUACAUGGAUGUAGCCCAGGGAAUAGAGUCGUUGUCUAACUUUUUGUUUUUCUGUUGUAGUAUCACACCUUUUUCUGGGAAGGAAUCGAUGGGUCAAGGUAUGUCGUUCUUUUCGCUCUCCCGAAGUUGCCUGUAUCCCUCACUUUUGUGGCUAACUGCGCUACAUUUUUUUCAGAUGUUUGGCUCAUUUUCCUCCUGCCGACACGUACGAGUCUCGUGGUGAUGCUGCUGAUGUAAGCUGUGUACUGUCCACUUUCCAUUUUUUAAAUUCUGUUUUGCUACGUCACAAUCACGUGUCUUUGACGUGACUGUGGCGUGACCUCUGCUUGGUCUGACUCUAGAGAUCGAGAUUAUCUGUGCUAUUGAAAACUGUUCUCCCUCCUCCACCCCCGGUCUCCCGUUUUGUUGCAAGAGAUAUCUCCAGCAUUCAAUAAAUCCCCCUUUUUAACUGCUUUGUGUCUUAAAGAGAUGAAAAGUUGUGUCUUCUGUGUGUUGCCAGGUUAUAAAGACAGUAAGACAGCUGAAGGACAAAGGACAAGUUCAUGCCAGCAUGUUGCUGUACGGCCACGGAGAUGGCGGGGGCGGUCCUUCGUAAGUGCUCAGUGCGCAUGCGUCAUUUAAGCGUUUUGCUAACAGACCCCAUCAAUCUUAAUUGUUCCGGUGUAUAGGAUGGAUGUCGCUUGUACCCUCGAUGUGAGGUACAAAUAGCUUUGAUGUUUGCAACUAAAAGAACUGUACUGAUUACCUUUUUUUUGCUUUAUUAUAGAGAGGAUAUGCUUGAAAUGUUGAAGCGAAUGGAGGACGUAGAUGGUUGUCCUAGGUAAAUAAAAAAUAAACAAACAAACAACAAACAAACCAAAGACAAACGACAACAACAACAACUCCUGUAUUAGAAGUAAUCCCUGUCUGGGAAUUAUUUUAGUUUGGCGUUGACAAUUUCUGAAUUUUCGCAGGGUUAAACUUUCAGAUCCUCAUGAAUUUUUCAACUCCCUUGAGUCACGUGAUGCCAGUAAGCUAUGCACAUGGGUUGGCGAGCUAUAUCUAGAGCUUCACCAAGGAACAUACACCACACAGGCGCAGGUAAGGUGUUUUAUAUUAUUAUUCCAAAUCUGUGUUAUUAACGUAUAAAAGGACGAUAAUUUAAAAUAGCUAUAUUUUAUCAAAAGACCUAAUUCAUCGGACGUUAUAAUAAUGAUAUUGAUGAUAAAGGUGAUAAUGAUGAAGCUGAUGUUGAUAAUGACGGCGGCGAUGCUGAUGAUGAUGAUAGAUGAUGAUGAUAAUAUGGUGGUGGUGGUGGUGGUUAUAUUUUUAGGGAUGAUGAUGAUGAUGAUGAUGAUGAUGAUGAUGAUGAUAGUUGAUGAGUGAUGGAGGUUAUGAUGGUAAUGAUGAUGAUGAUGAUGAUAAUGAUGGUGGUGGUGGUGGUGGUUAUAUUUUUAGGGAUGAUGAUGAUGAUGAUGAUGAUGAUGAUGAUGAUGAUGAUGAUGAUGAUAAUGAUGAUGGUGGUGAUAUAUUUUAGGAUGGUGAUGAUGAUGAUGAUAGUGAUGAUGAUGAUGAUGGAGUUAUGAUGAUGAUGAUGAUGAUGAUGACAACUGAUGAUAAUGAUGACGAUGUUGGUGAUGAUGAUGAUGAUGAUGAUGAUAACAUGAUGAUGAUGGUGAUGGAGGUCAUGAUAACAACGACGACGGCAGACCGUUAAUCGCACGCAUAUCUUAAAGCUGAAUUGUUAUUUUCCUUAAAUUUUUAUAGAUAAAACAAGGAAACCGCCAAAGUGAAUUCCUUCUUCACGACGCGGAACUGAUCUCGAGUUUAGGCUAUGUUUUGGGAGACAAACGUCAAGGUUAGUUAAGCUGCUAGAAUUUCUUUAUCUUUUCUUUCUUUCUUUUGUAAACUGUAGCUCAUGUAGUUUUAAUGUAUAGAGUGUUUUCACAUGACGUCACGGCGGCCAUAUUGGUGUCCCAAAACAAUGAACCGGCGGCCAUGUUGGUGUCCCAAACCAGUCCUUUUGAACUGCUUAGUAGUUCUCGUGAUUUGCGUAGAUGCUGGCCACGUGACUAAACAGCGAAAAUACGACCCCGUUUUUCUUACAAUAGUGCAUUUGUUAUGGAAUUUUAGAAGACUAUCCCUCUGAGGAAUUUCUUAGGAUCUGGAAACUCAUGCUGUUAAAUCAGUUUCACGACAUUUUACCUGGAAGCUGCAUCAAACAGGUUAAUAUUGUUUCUCUUCACAGUGGCUAUUUUUCUUAUUUAACUGUACGCAUUUCCUGUUGUUUGACCCAUGGUGACCCAGUUAAGUAGCUGGUUGUAGCUUACAGGGUGUGCUCACAGCAGCUUGGAUUAUGCCCUUACAUAUAUUUCUGUAUCUCUCUCUCUUUUCCUCGACCUGAUCGCAUGUUUUGCUCAUGUAUGCUCUGCAGGCCUUACCUUUAAUAUCCACCAGAUAAAGGAAUUGUAAAGCACAUUCUUAGCAAUGCAAACAAUUAUUAUGAUACCUAUUUUGAAGUGAUAUUCUCGUGGUCUGUUAUAACCUCUGUUGUAUUAGCCUGUUCCAGGCUCCGAGAUAGUCAAGUCCGUGAAAUUGAGAAAGCGCGCUUAUAUUUUCUCGUGCCUUACACUUACGCGUCAUCCCUACUAACUGAGAUCCUGGAACAGGCUAGUGUUGUACACAAAAUAUAUCUUUAAUACGUCUGCGACGGUACAGGCUGUGCAUACUAGCGAUAAAUGAAAACGUUAAAGGAAAUCUUUAGUAUAAAUUGUUUAAAGAUGUCAUACUUUGAUAAUCUGCCAAAAGCACAGACACUUACCGUAUAGAUAAAGAGAUGACCACACCCAUAUGAUCAUAAUAAAGUUCUUAGCCUGCGUGGCAGGCGUUUAAAAGGGAAGGAGAAGGGCAAUCCGGGCGCUUGAGAAGCGCGAAAGGCGCGCAAGGGGAAGGAAAAAAGAACCUUCCCUCCUCCCUCAUCCGUCGCGCGCGGUCUCGCGCCUAAAUUCCUUUCCCCUUAACUUUCAAACGCCUGUCACACAGGUUCUAAAGUUCUGUGAUCGAAAUAUCUAACGUAAAAGAACCAUAGAACUCGUGACAUUUAAAUUGCUCAUUUUAUAGGCUGUUGAUGAUGCUCUUCACAGCUAUAAAGGUAAUAAUGCAGCUAAACCAGAAGAGAAGUGUAGUCAGUGUAGCGUACUGUACAUAGCGUACGAGCAAGCUAAGCCCCAAUAUCCACAUACAAAUUCUCCAAACUGGUCUCUGCGAUUUUGUUAAAGAAUUAUUUCAUUUUCUCUUAGGUGUUUAAUUUUUCAUUUAAAUCGAAUGAUGAUGUUGGUCAAACUUAAAGGGUUAAGAACGAUAUUUCGUCGAAGAGCCUUCAAUGAUGUGAUGUAUUUUUACUAGCCGGGGGUGGGGGAGGAUACAACGUCAACUUUUUCCCUCCGAUUAGCCCAUGUUUUUCCACGCAGUGCCCCAACGUUUACCCCUUUCUCAACGGUGGUUUGUUUGUUUUCAAGAAUUAAGCGGCCAUGGGACGUAAAACUAUAUCAAAUUCUUAUAACCUCAUCUCACUGUUACUACAGCUAUAGUGUUAUUGAGGGCGUGAAAAAUGCUUUUUCUUUGAUAUUAGGAUGGUUCUGCAGUAUGAAGACAUUUUUUAUUCCGUUGCGAGUGACAGACUAUUCCUGAAGUCUAGUCUUACUGGUUUCUCCUUGCUUUCCUUCUGAACAUUGUUUCCACCAAUGGACUUUCCUCUGAAAAGAUAUGUCUAGUUUUGGGCUUCAACUUAAUUAAAUCAAGAAUAUUUUAAUUUUGCCACCCACAGACAUUCUGGAAAGCACCCGACGAAUACUAGAAUCCAGCUGCUCCAAGGUUGUUUCCCAGGUAGGGAAAGUAAAAGGUAGACCCAAAGAAGAUUUUUUUAUUAUUUCAAUUAUUUGCUGAGGAUAUAGAUUUUUAACUGAAUUUACGGUACAAAAACCACACUAUAUCAACGAUAACAGUUCUUUUUAAUGUCAGCUCCAUUCUGGUGGAAACGAUCAAGUGACUAAGCCCGUCCUUGUAAACACACUCAGUUGGGGGCGAAGUGAAAUUGUUACUAUUCCCGGUGAACUAUGGGAGCACUUAACUGAAGAAGAAAAAUUUUCAAUUAGAAAGCAAACUGGAGAGGAUGGAAAAAUACUCGGUAAGAUAACAGUAAAUGUGAGAAAAAAAAUACUUGGUAAGAUUAUAGUAAAAGUGAGAUCUUUGAGCGAAGAACCUAGCACUGUUUUAAAGCCUAUUUGUCUGCCGAAUAGACCCCGAACAAUAAUUUGCAUGACUCUCUUCCAUUUGUAAGGGUUAUCGACCAUUAUUUACGUUCCUUGUUUCAUGUAACUGCUAACAAAUUGCCUUCCUUUUCAGCACUAGUGUCUGUACCAAGCUUGAGUAUAAGUCCUCUAAUUGAUGUACAAAGUGAAUUUCACCCUGUCUCUUUAUCUUUUGAUCAGGUGAGCAAGCUGCAAACUUUCAUUUGUAGCGUUAACACUUUAUGUCUGAAUGUUGCCCGGAUUGCUCCUGUAAAAAAGGUCCUCUUUUGAGGAGGUUAGACUGUAAUUAACGCGGCCAUCGGUAAUUUACUCGUGAAAGCCCUUUGAAGUAAAGUAAUCUCAACCUGGCGUGUUCGACGAAAAUACUAUACAAGGACAGCGCAGGAAUCAAUAAUUUUUCUCGCGAUUUUUUUGACUGAUCAUUUUUUUAUCUUGAUCUUUAGCCUUAAAAACGGUUUCGCUUUAGCUUUAAUUUGUGUUUUUUAGCUGCAGGACUCCGUUGUCAUGGAGAAUGCCUUGGUCCGAGUUGAAUUGGUCAGAGGUGGCCUGGUAAGAAGUCUCAUUCACAAAGCCAGUGGCAGGUACCUCAGUCAUCUACAGUACUACCCUUUAUUUAGGGUUAAAUACCUCCAGAGAUCAGGGGUGGCGCAGUGCUGACAGCACACGCCCUCUGCUAAUGUGGCCCGUGUUCACAUAACCGCGUCGACGCCAUAUGUGGGUUGAGUUUGUUAUUGGUUCUCCCCCUUGCUCCUGGAGGUUUUUCUCCGGGUACCCGGAGGUUUUCCCUCUCCUCAAAAACCCCUCCAAAUUUUAAUUCGACCAGGAAUCAAGCAGACGAAGAACCACUAAGUGGAUGAGCAAUGUUUAACUUGCUAUUAUGAUUUAUUUAUUUAUUUGGUUAAUUGAUUUCUUGUUUUCAUUAUAGGGAGGCGAUUAGUCCUGGUUAUUGUGGAAACCAGUUUAUCUUGUUUGACGACAUGCCAUUGUUUUGGGACGCGUGGGAUGUAAUGCCUUACUACCUAGAGACGAGGUAUGAAUCUGCGUCGAGCCUUUGGUUCUUUUGAAUGAAGUGCGUCGAGUAAGAAGAUGACUGUAGUCAGACCCUUAAUAGCUAAUACCUCACCUUAGCUAACCAUACUCCAGGCCUUCACUCCAAAAGGAGACACAAAGAUGACGAUGUGUUUACUCACUGACCUUCUGAGCCUUCAAAGUUCCUCUGCUUCUAAAGAAGUUGUUCUCCUAAGAUUUUCAAUAUUCAGCAUCUUGUCAGAGUCGUCAUUUUGAAUGAUUAGUCUUCUGACGUCAUUCGUGACGUCAUUCCGUCCAACCUGAAUUAAACUAGUGGGAAGCGCAAGCGCGCUGGAAAGCCCGCUUUUGAACUGUGUAUUCUUAAAGCGUUGCACGCACUAAACUGGGAAAAAACAAGCAGACGUCUUUCGUCACUUAAGAACCGAGAAGGGAACUGUACCUAGUUAAGUUUCGGAAAGACAAAAGAACAAAUAGCUGACUGACGCGUCCCUAGCAACAAUACCGGAAGCAAUUGUGGGACGCAUUUCGGCUCCAGUUUCCCUCUCCUAUUUGAAGUGGCGAAUGGCCUGAGGAGAGAGAGAUUGACGCAGAAAAGAAUAGAAUAGAAGAUAUAAUCGAACGCACAGAUUUUGCGCAGAAAAGAAUGAAUUAGAAGAUAACUGACCGUUCAAAUGUUUCUCCUAUACAUGUGUUUGAUUUUUUAUAACUUAUAUCACAGAAAAUUAUUACUUCCCACCUCAUCUGAAGAAUUCAAAAUCCUUGAGGAAGGGCCUCUCAGAGUUUCAGUCGAGGUGAGUGUUGGGACUACGGUUGAAGGUUCUUAGGUCUUACCGUAGAUCUCCUUGCAAGAAAAAUUUCACGGGUUCCGGGACUCAGAGUAAAAAUAGCGGGGAGCUUAAGUUCCCCAGAUGGGACCCUUAUACCGCCGUAAUACAUACCAUUUGCUUAGUCACCGUCAUACAGGUUAGCACCGUUAAUAAGGUAACCAACCUUUGGGCUGGACCGCUGAUUGUAAGGUCAUUCUGACUGCGAUUGAAGGAAAGUCCUUGUCUCAGCUCAGAUGAUCACAUUACUGAGUGGCCAUGGUAAACCAUAUUCCUUGUCUCCUUAACCUGUUUAGUCUCUCACAUGUCGGGACAAUUAAAAAACAAAACAAAACACUCUUUGCCAAGAGCAGAGGGAGUGUUCCCUUCAGUGGCCGAUUUUGCCUCGGUCGGUAUUAGCGCCAUCCAUUACUACUUCGCUCAGUAAUUGUAGACUGCAGUGAAGCAACCUGUAGCAAAGUCAAUCCGAUAAAGUCCGCACAACGUUGAAUGUUAUCCUUGAGAUAGCCCUCAGGGGACAAGAAGAGUACUUUUAUUUGUUUACUUUCUGUUACCACGUUUCUUUCUUUCCCGCAGUUUUCCUUGAGAAUCAGCGAGCACAGCUCUCUCAAGCAAAUCGUUUCCUUAGACGCUACUGCACCGUAUGUUAAAUUCCAUACAAAGGCAAGUGAAGUUAAAAUAGAGUUGUUUUAUACAGUAUACCAUUUACAGUAACGUUCUAACAAGUUUAUAUAGUGCUUGUUUUCAUUGCGUUUGUAUUCCCACGACACUCAAAUGUUCUUGCAGGAGCAUACAUAAAUAUUCAAGCACGAGAUGUUAUCAAAACUUGCAUACUGCCAUGUAAUGUCUUACUGUGAUCUUUAUUUUAUGAGCUCCUCCUUCAUUUUUGAAGUGGCCCUGUCGAAACUUCAGCUUUAAGAUCACGUUCUAAGAAAAAACCAACUACCCUGCCUACUAAACAUAGUACAGUCAAACUCCGCUUCAAGGACACCUUAGUAUUACGGAUAGUUUGGUUUCUCCCCGGGGAAAGAAAAAUCCUUACAUUUUCUCUAAAUUCAACCUCGCUUUCAAAGGACCCCGUUAAUAGGGACACUUUCAAUCGCCACCUGCGUGGCAGGUGUUCGAAAGGGAAGGAGAAGGGAAUUAGGGCGCGAGACCACGCGCGCCCCACACGCUCUCCCGCGCCCAAAUUCCCCCUUCCCCUUUUAACACCUUCCACGCAGGCUACCUCAGCACCACUUACUCCAACCUGACUAAUACACCUUCAGUCUGGAAAAUCCUUUUUUAUCUAAUUUUACGUCUGAUUGAAUUUCUCUGUUCUUUUUACAGGUAAACUGGCAAGAGAACAGGAAAUUCUUGAAGGUGGAAUUUCCAUUCGAUGUUCGUUCGAUGAACGCAACUUAUGAAAUUCAAUUCGGUCACAUACAAAGGCCAACACACUGCAAUACCGCCUGGGACUGGGCCAAGUAUGAGGUACGCAUGCGUCACUAUGUGUUAGUUACCAGCGGUGUUUACUACUGACUUGUCAGCGAUGGGCGCCAUUUCGGGGAAAAAUUUUCCUCCGGCGUUAAGCAUUUCAACGAAAGAAACUCGUUAUUACGGAGAAGUCGAAACAUAUUUACGCCUACCUCUUUCUACAUUCUCGCCCUUGCUUCCAGGGCUAAUUGAAAGGUAAAACGCCUGAAAUUAUGUCUCCGGUGGAGCGUGUCAGCGUUGCGCGCGACGAGUUAUAUGUCUGGCCCCGGUUGUUCAAACGUUGGACAGUGUUAUCCACCGGAUAAAUCACUAUCCAGUGGAUUAGUAUGAGGGAAACCAAUUGCGUUAUCUACUGGAUAGAGGUUUUUCCGGUGGAUAGCGUUAUCCAACAACUGGGCCCUGUUUUCGUUUACGACCGGGCUGAUUUUAGCUUAAUAGUAGGUUCUCAAUGCGUUGGUUUUGUGUUAUUAUUACUUUUUGGAGAGGGGAGGGAGGCAGGUGAGGGGUGGCGGGGUAGGGACGACGAUCAAUAGGAAUGCCUCUGUCGUACCGAUAAUGUCUUACUGACCUAUUUCCAACAGGUAUGUGGUCACAAGUGGGCGGACUUGUCCGAGCAUGACUGGGGCGUAGCGUUAAUGACUGAUUGCAAGUAUGGUUACUCAACUUAUGCCAACGUCAUGUACAUAUCACUGUAAGUUUCCAUGACGACCUAAUAACCCUUUAAGCCUAAAGAGUGAUCAGCGUCAAAAUUCUCCUUGUAAUAUCAUUGCUUUAUAAAACAGGACUUCUACAGGACAAACAAUAAGAAUCUGAUUAUAAUAUUGAGGUUUAAAGGGUUAAAUUGUAAUCUCGGCGAACAUAUGCCGUGCACGCUUCUUGUUGUUGGGGGAAUUACCGGCUCCGAACAGUGUACAGUUUUUAUAGAUAUUGGCGCUGGUAAACUAUGGUCUACAAGGAACAAACCACUUCCUGUGCAACUGAACCUGCAAUUGACUUAGUGCUCUCAGCAAAUCACAGCUUCUCUCACCUUCAUUUGGUAGAAGUCGCGCUCACACCCGCAGAAGGGGGACUCCCAUUUUAGAGGAACGGGGAUGCUUGUGGAUCCCCCUGAGGGGUAGAAAGUUAAGAAUUUGGUCUCAUUCAGUGUUUGAGGGUGGAAAGUCAGAAUUUUUACCACCAAAAGUAUCGCUUAGGGUUCUGCGAAAAGAAAUACCUAAAUAGAAAUUAUUGUAUUGGAGUAUGUCCGACGAACAUCUCCGUCUGGGAUUAUCGCAAUUUCUUCAAAUGUGUGCAAUAAGUGGCGAUUGAUUAUUUUUAUUUCCGAAUUUCGCAUUGGAUAUUUCUUACCUAUAGCAGGAGCCGGUAUUAGAAUACGAAUGUCAGACAUUUAUUCAGUAAUUAUGUCUUUGCUGUUCUUUUUUUUUUAACAGUCUUCGUUCCCCCAAAGCACCUGACGACCAAGCUGACAUGGGAUCGCAUGAAUUCUCGUACGCAGUAUUUCCCCACUCUGGUAAACAAACCACUUUGAAUUGUUUGUUUGUUUAUUUGUUUGUUUGUUUUGAUCAGCUGAAGUGACAAAUUGGUUGAGUAUGAUCGUCCGGUUGAACGUGGACUGUUGUUGACAGUGACUGAAGUUUCGACAACCUGUGCAGUAGUCAUCUUCAGAGUCAAAGUGAGUUGUAUCACGUCAGUUGAUAGUGUUUCAGACCACAUUAACUCAGACGAUAAUACUCAACCCACAUAUGAAAUGACUUCUGGUUUCAAACUUUUCACAGUUUGAAGUGGUAAAGUUAAUUUCCCGCCCUGGAAAGAUUGAAAAGCUUACUUAUGGAGCACUAGCCCUUCGCCAGAAAGAUCUAAGGGAUCGGGGUUGUGUUUGAUCUACCGUAUCCAGUGGUGAAGCGUCACUUGUUGUGAAUAAAAUAGAGUAGCAUUAAAGAAUAAAUUAGAAUGAAAAGUGUUCAUGGAUUCAGUGGUGAAUCUGAAUGCCGAUUUUUGAAAGAUGAAAUUUAAUUUAGAUUUUACGGCUUCCCUUAUAUCGUCAAAGUGUUGUGUAAGCGUGAAUUUUAAUUUAAAUAUUUUAUUCUAAGAGAGGAUUUUUGCUCAUUCACGUUUCUUCUGCUUCUUCUUCUUCUUACAUCUUCAAGGUACUUUUCAAAGUGCAGGCGUUAUUCAACAUGCGUACAAUUUUAACCAGCCAGUCAUCGUCCAACCCUGCUUCGUUUGUACAGGUAUGGAAAGCUUCAUGACUUUCAACUCUCAGGAAUAUGCUUGAUAAUUUAACAUGAAAUUUCAUUUAACACCCAUAAGGACUUCAAUGUAGGCCCUCCCUGGGGGAAGAUCCUUAUCGUAAAUCGUAAACUGGAGCGCACCUACCCGGUUCCACAUCUUGGUGGUGUGGAAUGGAAAACAUUCCUGUAUUUUUCAUUCUAAAACGUUGAUUGUUUGUCAGUUUUUAGCCUUUAUGGUAAGACUGACGGCUAAAGGUGAAAUGGCUUUUUUCACUGGGUCCACUUUCUAUCGACACGUCCUUCUUUGUAUAAAACAACCUUUAGUUAUUUCUCUCCCUGGUUACUUUUCACCACGAAUUCAUAAUGGGGGAACACACCAGGAAUACAUGAAAUUGAAGACUUUGGUACCGGGAGACCAAAUCCAUGCAGGGUUUUGCUGAUAUUUCAAAGUGCUUUUUAACUCGAGAGCUUAAAUAACUUGCAGAUUUCGAAGGAAGGUCUUUCUUUUCUGUGGACAACCCAGCAGUGAUUUUGGAAACGGUUAAAAAGGUGUGUACCCACCGUUUAUGUGCAACUUUUAUAAGGUUAUAUCUUAACAUUAUUAACAGAACGCUGCAGAAGGAAUGAGUUCGGAUAUUUAAUCGAUAUUUGUUCAUUUGCGAAUCUAACACCGUCGGCACUUGGUUGCUUCUUAAUAUCUGUAUGAUAAUAACGGGCCGAAAUUUAAUGGUUACAGAAACAGCAAUAUAAAUUAUGAGUUUUCGAAAUCAGCAGGAACAAAUGUUUUUCGUUUCUUCAGAUUGAUGAAAUUAUUUGGCGUUCAGUCUGCCAAUUGACUCUAACUCCAUGGGAUCUAGACAUUAAGUAGAUGUUUGUUGGUUUCCACAGGCCGAGUCCGUACCUUCAGCUUUAGUCGUUCGUCUCUAUGAAGCUUAUGGAGGCCAAGCUCGCACCAAUUUCUCCACAAAUCUCCCGGUCAAAAGACUUACAAGGUAAGUGAUAUCCACACACUCUUUUCCACCAUAGAAGUUCAAAAGCCGACACUUCGAGCUGUAGACCUUCGUCAUAGCGAAUCAAGGGAUUAGUGUGGUAAUAGUUGUGGGAGGUUCAUAAUUGAAUGAUGGGGCUACGCUUUGUGUAACGGUUUGUAGAAAGUGUGUGGGAUUCACUCCAAGUUUCUUAGUGUAGUGAAGGAUCGCCGCAUAUGUUGUGGACUGUGUAUGAAUGAAUGAAUAAUUUUAUGAAGAUAAUUUUAUGUACAAAUCCCAUCAAGUCUGGCAUCUUUCAGUUAAAUUACGUUUUGUUUCUAUCAAACACAGCUAUAAUCACAUUACCAAUUGCUGUUUUGGUCGCAAAGAACCGAUGAUUGUAGCCGUAAUAAUCAAUUAAGGAAAAUUCUGGCCAAUAUUGUCUUGCGCUGGUCUUUAAUUGUGUUGUUAUCUGCCAAAAAUCACCUGCUGUUUUAUGGUAUAGAGAAGAGAUGUCAUUAUGUCACGUUGCCGUGGUAGAAAAAUUUCUGGAUGAAAACAAACCGAAAACGUCGCUAAAAGGUGAAUUCGCACUGUUUCAAACUACAUCGAUUUUAUUCAAUUUCAUUUUAUUUGUCAAAUGUUGGGGAAAUGUUUCUGGUGUUGAAUCCGAAAGGACCGUAUCUAAGUUUAGAAAAAGACAACGAAAAAAUUCUAUGUUGUGUUCACCUACUCUCUUAAGCGGGCGCGUGAAAUUAGGAAGUGGAGGUUUCAUGUCGUAGUCGUGCAACGACGGCUAAGAAAUGUACAAAAAUGCGUGAUGCACGUGCAACGUUGUUGUUUUGCUGAUAUAAACGUACUGCUUUUUGCCGUUCUCGUUGCCGUCGCCGUCGUCGAUGCUUAAGCUUCCUAUUGUUGUGAUCCAGAAAGUUUGCUACCAUAGUAACGUGACGUCACACUUCUCUCUUUUGAAGUCAGGAAUACUUCCCAUUUUGGGGAUCUUGCGAAACUGAAAUGAUUCAACAGUUUUGAAGUUUCCAGUUAAGACUCAAAAUUAGUUCCGUGGAUACGACGUUGGGAAAUGAACUUAACUGUAGACAAUUUUUAAGAUGUCUUUAUUUUGAAGAAAAGCUGCUUGUAGUUAAAGAAAAUGUUUAAAGCUACCUAACUUGAAUCAAAAGCUUGAGAAACUCGGGAAACUGCAGUACAGAAUCACCACUGAAGUCUAAUUUCAGAGCUUUCGUUGGUUUAUGAAGUUAUAAGAACCACAAUUGAGACACAAAGCAGGUGGACUUUGAAUAAUCAUAAAAGUUGGGUAAACAGUCGAAUACUCUAUUACAGGAAGUUCAUCGAAGUGUUUGUCAUUUUGGCAAUUUUUUUUAUUUUAUGGCGAAAUACUUGUAUUUCCGUAUUUAAAGAUCGUAAUUAAGGACGUACUCCUUAAUCGCAAACACCUUUAAAAGCCAAAAAUUGAUCUGUUGCGAAGAACGUAUGAUAAACAGUUUCAGGAAAUAUCGAACUAUAAUAGGCGCUUACUUAACGGUAAUACUUUAAUAGGGACUGUCAUUUCAGAUAUUAAUUAAGAUGUCUAGUUCCUCCUUGAAGGCGUGGGAUAAUUUUCUCCAUUUUUUGCAGACAUAAUUUCGAAAACGAAUCUUGUUACUUUUCGAUUUCAUUAAAAGAAACAAAGGCUUCAGGAGUCAAUCCGCUUAGCUGGUAAUUUUCUAAAUAGCUUCAAGACUCUAAUGAUAAAAUGGAAAUCUCAGUGCAAAGCGCAGCAGGAUUGGUGGUAUAAUGCAACCGCAGUUUUCAAACGUGACAACGAAGAGUAUGAUAUGCUAUAAUUCUUCAGCGUUUUCAAGCACACUUCGUUUGUUUAUAUCAUUAAUGUUCCAUUAAAUUUUGUUUUGGCUCUUAACCUUACGCCGUUUGCAAAAAGAAAAGAAAUAAAAGCAUCUGUUUUAGGUUGAGACCUCGUUUACACCUGCAUAACCCGUCGUCGUGGAAUAAUGCUCCUAAUUACAAUUCUAUUGAAAUCGCUUCAGGGAGACUGCUUUUAAUUUCUCUCCAAGGAAACGUCUUUAAUAAUAAAUUGCCAAUACCUACACCUAAGUCUUUUUUAACUCUUUGUGCAAUUAAGCAUUUGUUUUUUAAUCAGUUAUCUGCGUAUGAAACACGCUUAAUUCGCGGUUUACGUCGGUAUAUUGAUAGAUUUGCUGUGUUGUUUGAUCAACGAACGCGAGCAAGAAAUGAACGAAAGGACAAGCGGACGAAACUUAUCAGUGAUAUGUCAGCUGAAUUCAACCACGGCACGAAACGCAACUCGUUGCUUUAUGGCAAACCAGACGGAAGAUGGCGAUUUUAACUUGAUAAACGAACUCUCGUUUGCAAAAAUCUACGUCUUGGUCACUGCUAGUCUCUUUGGUGUUAUACUCCUCGCGAGUUUAGUCGGUAGUAGCCUGGUAACGUUUACCGUUCUUCGACGCAGAAAUAUGAGAACGCCUUGCAAUUACUUUAUAAUGAACAUUGCCCUCGCUGACGUCGGAGUUGGAGCAAUUGCCGCACCAUUACGUAUCCUCGAGUUAUUCACAUCAUGGCCGUUUGGUGAUUUUAUAUGUCACUUUUUGUGGCCUAUCCAAGACGUAUUUGUGUGUGUUUCGGUGCUUAGCCAUACUACUAUCGCUCUAGAGAGAUAUCGCGCCAUCGUCCAACCUUUCAGGCCAAAAAUGUCCUUGAAGAAAGCGAAAAUUGUGAUCGUGGUUCUAUGGUUAGGGUGCUACUGCGCUAGUGGGAUUCCUCAGUCGAUUUUACUAAAAGUUGAUGAGGAUAUGGGAUGGAAAUACUGCGAUAUUCAAUGGCCCUCGCCGCUAUUUCGCUUAUGUUACUUGUGCUACCUGGUACUAGCAUUUAUCAUAGCUCCGCUGGUUAUACAAACAUACUGCUACGUGAGAAUCAUCCGCGCUUUAAACCGCAAACAGGAAUUUGGCGAUUCGACGCGCAUCGUGUCAAGAAACGGCAACGAUCAACGGAAAGCGCGGCAACAGCGUAGAAAACGUAUGGUACGCAUGCUCAUAACUACUUUAGUGGUGUUUCAAGUUUUUUACAUCCCUCGCGGUUUUUUGAUGCUAAUACUCCAGUUUCAACCCGAAGAAAUAGCUAUAAGCGAAACAUUUGCUUUUGUAGAUUUGAUCUGUUUGGUCCUUUACUACUGCAAACACAUCGUCAACCCCGUGAUUUUAUUUGCGAUGAGCGAAGAUUUUCGUAAAGCGUUCUUAGCUGGUUUAAAGUGCGUCGGUCAGACCGAACGGUUGGACACUCUUUUGAGUCAACAGGACAAUACUAAUCAGGAGUCUCCUCAAGAAGCUACAGUAUAAACUGAGAUUAACUCUAUCCUUUAAUCUUUUUGUUUUGUUUUGCUUUGUUUUUUUUGCUCCAGAGAGAGUCAAAGGAGGAGUUCAAGUGACGGGGAUGAUCAAAAGAGGGCAAAAAAUCAAAUUAAAUACCGUAAAAUUCCGAAAAUAAGCCCCGGGGCUUAUAUUUUUCAAAGGGCCUUUUUGAGGGACUUAUUUUUGGAGGGGCUUAUCUACGGAGGGAAAUUUGCGUUUCAAAAUCGAUUGGGCUAGCCUUAUAGUUGGAAGUAAAUUUACCGUUUUUGAUUUGUUUUACUUUGUAUUUGAGGGAAGUUUCCAAGUACAAGCCCCCAGGGGGCUUAUAUUUGGAGGGGCGAUUUAACGGAGGGUUUUUGGCGUUACCAGUUUGGGAGCUCAUAUUUGGAGGCGCUUAUUUUCGGAAUUUUACGGUAUUCAAACAACUGGAAAACACGUUUAGUUGUACCUUUUAGCAGGAGCACAUGAAUAUCUUAUGGGCUUCCGCUUUUAGGGGAAUAGUGCGCUGCCCGGAUACGCGCACGCGCGCGCGGUACUACGCCAAUUUUCAGAUUCAUGUUUUUUGUAUAUCCCCAUAAAAAUACUUGGGAAAUUUUCCUACCCAAAAAGUCCCUGGAUACAAAACUUUAAACGUACAAAUAUCGUUCUAUCAUCCCUAUCACUUUAAUUCCGGAGUAUACCCUCCCCGCUCACCGGGGCGCUUCUUCAAUUCUAAAGUGUUUGGGGUUGCGGUGCACUGUAUCAGUAUAGGGUUUUUAUAACUCGGGUAUACCCUACCCCUUGACUAAUAGUUAAGAUAGCUAAUAAGUUUGGCGCACAGAAAGCAAGGUGUCCUUCAGCGUUUUAAAUUAUCAGGGUAAGCGAGUCAAGAGCAAUUUUCGCGAAUGUGCUAAAAUAGAGAGAUUUCAGUCUUAAUUGAAUCUUCUUUAUUAUAAUUUUGAUUGUUAAUGAAAGUGAAAUAAAAAAAGACCGCCGUUUUACUCGUUUACUUCAUUCGGCAAGACCGUCGGUUGCAACUCUAGCGAUCGGUAUUGACUUCGGUGGUGUCCCGUGAUCCAAACGGUCUUUUGUUUAAUUUCCGUGUUUAUCCGAAGCCAUAGUUCAUUUACCUCAUUAAGUUGAUCGCUGUCUGUUUUGUGCGGUCGUUCUAUCGUUUGGUUGGUGACAAAAUAAUCUAUACGAAUAAUUAUUCAAACGUUACGAAGGCCGACUAGAUUUAAAGCGCUAAACGGGUGGGGCAUGGAAUUGCGCUUAACACAGUUGCCAAUGUGCCUAGAUUUCCCGUCGUGCGAUCCAGUCCUGGAAAUACGUUACCUAUGAAAUGGUGUAACAAGAAAAAUUAGACUGGGAAACGUUAUUCGACGUUUCGGUGUUUCGAACAUCCGGAAGAUUAUCAAGAAUGAAAACCGUUAUAUGUAAAACUUGUCGAGGUUUGAAUAAAUUAUGGCAUUCGUGCAUACUUGAUGUCCUAAUAGAAAAGCUUCGCGCGAAUCGAGUUUGUUGGUUUGAGUUCCCGCCACUUGUACAUCUCUCAUGAUGCACCUUAUGCAAAAUUUUGCAUAAGCAUUGUUUCCAGUUUCUCUUGGGACGGCUGUAAUUCCCAGGAGAAAUUAAAAAGAAAGGUUACUGAAAAUUUGCGGGGGUGGGGCGCAAAUAAGGUAUGGGAGACGUGCAAGUGGCGUAUAAACAGUAUUUCGUAGACAAGGCAUUCAAAUUACUUUCUGCAAUUUUUAAGGCCGGACACAUAACGGUUUUCAUUCUUGAUAGUGAUGUUCGAAACAACGAAACGUCGAAUAACGUUUUUCAGUUUAAUUUUUCUUGUUAAACGCUUUAACAAGCAACUGGCCAUCCGAUCUAUAAAAUUGUUGACCAAAAUACUUCAUCGCACCUUCCUUGAAGACCUCAACCUCGUUCCCAAGGUUCUCGCUCUUUUUCUUCGAAGCAAGAGAGAGAGCCCUCUGGGCCCUCUGAGGCCUCUAUAUUUUUGCUCAUUAGCAUACGAGUUAAUCCAUAGAAGAUAUAGCCCUAUAUACAAAUUAGGUUCAAAAAUUAAAAGAGCUGGUUACUUUAUGUAGUUUGUGCAAGUUUCAGCUCUUUGCAAGUAGUAACAAAGAAAAUAGCAGCAAUUAAAAACUGCAAAAUUACUGGGUGGUUAAUGAGCUCAUACAUUCUUUCUAAAUUUUGGGCUUUUUCAAGGAGAGUUUCUCCGAAACAAUUUGGUAUAUCGCGCUCAAAUUUUCAGAGGUAACUGAAAUUGUUUUGCUCUUUCAAUAUUCAGAAAUUUCAUUUUAUUAGCUUCAUCGGAUAAUGAUAAGCCUAUUCUAGUGAGGCGAAAAAUGUAAACAAGGAUUCGCAUAAUUAUGCAUAAUUAAGAUAGUAAUAUUCGUUGCAACCAGACCAGAGUAACUGGGUGAGUAGCCUGUGAACAGGCUCUCUGUUUGGGGACAAAAAUAGCAAAGGCCUGUUCACAGGCUACUGGGUGAGUAAACUCAGGUUUUUUGCCUUUUCCAGGUGCAAUCUUUUGGAGACCCCGGAUGAAGAUGGAGAGGUUAAAUGGUCUUCUGAUCACUGUGAACUUAGUUUUCGUCCUUUUCAGAUAAUUACAGUUUUACUUUACUUUUAAUAUCAGCAGGUAAUAUUUUGAAUUUUUAUUUUGAAUUCUUUUAUCGUGGUAAAUAAGAAGAAACAAAUUUUAGGUGUAGUGCUGUCAGCUACAAUCAUAAGUGCUUUGUGGUCUUUGUGAUGUGGGUCUUUAUUGGCUAGUUAACAGUCUUACAAAAAUAAUUUGAAACCUGCCACGUACCCAGCCCAGACGCCUCUCUGUCGAUGAAAAUCUGCGCUUUGUCAUCCGGCAGUCACUACUACAACAACAACAACAUAAACAUUAUUAAGAGUAGCUAACAAGCUAAUAUCUUCGAGCUGACACUACAUAAAAAUGAUAUAUAAAUAUAGAUAAACCUUCAAUGCAUUAUAAAUAACAAUAAUAAUAAUAAACACAUAAAAGAAAAAAAAUGUUAUUUACAAUUUGCAAUUUUAAGUAAAAGUAUGUACAAGCAAAAAGAAUCUGCAUGAAGGUAACAUCCUGUAUUUUG
Molecule: messenger RNA, 27694 nt
Organism: Porites lobata
Lineage: Eukaryota; Metazoa; Cnidaria; Anthozoa; Scleractinia; Poritidae
Source: the annotation of a GenBank genome assembly